GAUCACCACAAUAAAAUAGAGGUACGGAGAGAAAGAAUAGAACUAUUCUUAAUAUGACUAGAAGAAUGUUGAAAGCCAAAAGCAUGCCCAAAGAAUUUUGGGCUGAAGUGAUUUCCUGUGCAGUAUAUUUGUCUAAUAAAUCUCCAACAUCAAGUGUGAAAGACGAGACUCUCCAAGAAGUAUGGAGUGAAAUGAAGGCUAAUGUCAACCAUUUGCGAGUUUUUGGAAGCAUUGCACAUGCUCAUAUACAAUAUAUUGGUCUGACAGAUCUCCAACAUUAAGUGUAAAAGACAAGACUCACCAAGAAGCAUGGAGCGAAAUAAAGCCUAAUGGAACCAUUUGUGAGUUUUUGGAAGUAUUGCACAUGUUCGUGUUGCACAACAAGAAAUAUCUCAUGUCACACAUGUUUUCAUUGGGUAUGAUGGAAAUUCAAAAGGUUACAAAUUGUACAAUCCAAACAAUGACAAAAUUGUGGUGAGUAGAGGUGUUGAAUUUGAUGAAAAGGCGGCAUGGAAUUGGGAGAAGCAAGAAUAAAAUAUAUGAUUUCUUUUCAUAUUUUGAAAAGCAAGGUCAAGAGACCAUGGUGCAUUGGCAAGAGAUAACUCCACCCCCUUCUCCGACUCAUGUUGCAUCACCUACUUCUCAAGGAAACUCAAUUGAAGGGCCACGAAAAAUGAAAAACAUUCAAGAUUUAUAUGAUGAAACUUAGGAGAUCAUUAACUUUGACAUAAAUAAUUUGUUGUCUUUUCCUUGACAGUGAACAAAUGAAUUUUGAUGAAACCAUUGGUUUAUAAGAUCUAUGUGAAGAGCAUUUAAGAUCUAUAUGAUGAAACUGAGGAGAUCACUAACUUUGACAUAAAUAAUUUGUUUUGUCUUUUCCUUGAAAGUGAGCAAAUGAAUUUUGAUUAAACCCUGAAAGUUGCAAGAUGAAGACAAGCCAUGGAGAACAAGAUCAAAUCCAUAUAAAAGAACAACACAUAGGAGUUAUUAACUCAUCCUAAAUGACAUAAAGGUAUUGGCGUUAAAUGAGUCUAUAAGGCAAAGAAGGAUUCUCAAGGAAAUGUGAAAAGAUACAAGGUAAGACUUGUGGCUAAAAGAUACAAGCAGAAGCAAGGAGUUGAUUAUGAUAAGUUUUUUGUACUAGUUGCUCGCAUAGAGAUUGUCUGUUUGCUAUUAGCUAUUUCAGCUCAAAUGAAGUGGAAAAUUUUUCAACUUUAUGUGAAGUCAGUAUUUCUCAAUGGCUAUCUUAACGAGGAGGCUUAUAUAGAGUAACCAUUGGGUUUGCAGUUGAAGGGCAUAGAAAAAAGGUGUUGAGAUUGAAAGAAGUUUUAUAUGGGCUAAAGCAAGGGGCAAGGGUAUGGAAUAACCAUAUAAAUAAGUAUUUUGAAGAUAAUGGGUUUGUUGUUGUCUUCAUGAUUAUACUCUUUAUGUGAAGUAUCAUGCUGCUGGUGAUAUUUUAUUUAUAUGUAUGUAUGUGGAUGAUCUCAUCUUCAUUAGCAACAACACAAUCUUGUUUAAAGAAUUCAAGAAAUGACUGAUUUUGGGUUCGUGUCUUACUAUUUGGGCUUAGAGGUGAAGCAAAUGGAAGAUGAUAUUUUUAUUUCUCAAGAAAGUUAUGCAAGAGAAGUCUUAAAAAAAUUCAAAAUGCUUAAUUGCAAUAUUGUGACCAAUGAAUUAGGGAAUCAAGUUAUUAAAGUUUGGUAAUGGGAAAAAGGUUUAUCCCACUCUCUUUAAAGGUCUUAUGAAAAGUUUGAGAUACCUAACUUUUACGAGACCUGGUGUUCUUUUUGCAGUUAGACUAAUAACUUGUUUUAUGGAAGUUCGUACCACCUCUCACAUGAAUGUUGUUAAAAGAAUUCUAUGGUAUCUUAAAGGUAUUAUUGAUUUUGGGUUAUUUUAUUAACUGUCUAAUAAUUUUAAGUUUGUUGGAUUUUGUGAUAGUAAUUUUGCUGGAAAUGUUGAUGAUGGAAAAAGUACAACUGAUUUUAUAUUUUUUAUGGGUGAUUGUGCAAUUAUAUGGAGUGCUAAGAAGCAAGUCAUCAUCACAUUGUCAACUUGUGAAUCUGAAUAUGUGGUGAAAAUGAAUAGAUGCAUGCAGAUACAGAAAUAUCUUGUAAGAGAUUAAGAUUUCUCAAGUGAUGGCAGAUCAAUAGAAGAGGCAGUUGAAAGUUGGUACUAGGCAGAGGAAUCAAUUGUUAGUCACGGAUCACCUGUUUCAGACCAGAGAAUGCCCGAGAAUGGCAGACCACCAUUCAUAUAAUACAUGCUAGUUUUGUCUUUUAAAAUGACUAAAAAGGGUCAUUAGGGUAAACAAAUAAAAUGGCGUGGCGGUGCCGGGCCAAAACCAAAGAGGAUCAAUACUUAAGGAACGAAGGGUACAUAUCCUCCUCUUAUAACCAUGUCAAGAGAUUUAGAUAUAGCAUGCGGCUACAAGGCCAGACCUUCAGGUUGGUUAAACUCGAUCUUUAUGGAAACAGUGAACAUGGCUGCAAAAACGCUCGUGUCGGUAGCAUCAAACUCAAAAGCUGAGAAUCCAGAGAAGUGGAAGGCAGCAGAUCACUUGAGAUUCAUGGUCAUGCUAAUGACAUGGUUCACCGUGUGGGUUCUUAGGGCCUUGGUGGAUCAUUUCCCUUUUAAUAUUGGCUCCCAACAAUGUCUUGCAGGAGGAUUAUCGCCUGCCGGAUCAUUAGACUUGCCACCACCACCACCAUCAUCAGCGUUAACUACACUCUCAUCUCCAAGUUCAUCCUGGGAUUUGAUUGUCCAUGAAGAUGUUGAUGUACCAUCUGUUAAAGCUCUUGGCAGAGCACUCUCUCAUGUCUUGGCACUCUUAAAUGAGAUACCAGCGACUUCAAGGAAAUACCAGUUUGCAAUGGCAAUGGCGGACAAGAUCAUUGAGGAGAACUCAAGGGACGGUCACCCUGAACUCCUCCAUGUCAACCGCACGGCCUUGGCUGCUGCCUUUGAUCGGACGGCGUCCCUCCUCUACAGCUCCCUUCAACGAGGCUCCUAUAAGGAAGAGGACGACUACUCGAGCAGUGGCUGGCACAUGCGAGCCGUCAGGACUUUUCCUCUGGGCUCCUACUUGACGUCGUACGUGAAGGGACUGAGCAGGGUGCUGGGGAUAGCCAUGUCGUUGGUGGAUGGCAGCACGUGGGGAUCGCAAAAGAAAAGAGCAGGGGGAGUUGGCGGAGAAGGCUAUCAUGGGGACUACUAUGGAGAUGUUCUUGCAGAGAAACUAGCACAAGAAUUGCUAUGGCUCACUACCAAGUUCAGAGCUCAUGGAGAUAUCUGCGAAGCUUUUGAGCAAUGGAGUUAUGCUUCUGGUUUGGCUGCUGUCUCUCUCACUGCCACCCCAAGAGUUCAAGGUUUCAUUGUUAAGAUAUCAGCUAUACUUAUAACCGAGAUGGCUACAGAGAACCUGAAGGUUCGAAGACAAAUCAAGUUCAGGUUGCUGGUUCUUUGGCUUCCAUUGCUUUGUCAUGCAGGCAAUGGUGUGGCAUAUCCAGUGUUGACAAGCUUUGAGAAGUUGGAGCUUGAGAGAGCCAUGGAUGAAGUGAUCUCAAGCUUACCUGCAAUGGACCAGGAGGUCAUCCUCACCAAUUGGCUACAAGACUUCGCUGAGUCUCCUUCCGAUUGGCCUAAUCUCCAAUUCACUUACGAUCGCUGGUGCCAAUUCACUCGCAAACUUGCGACGUAGUAGUCUGUCUACGCAUAGAUAUAGAAACAUAUAUAUAUAUAUAUAUAUACAUACUCCAUAUAAUUAGUAUUUGUCAACCCUUAUGAUGCUUUAGAAUUACAGUGAAUCAUCAUGAUUUGAGCUCUUUCAUUGUUAAAAUUUAUAGAGUGCAAAGUAAUGGGUUUUUACCCAA
This is a messenger RNA of Carica papaya (papaya), 3872 nucleotides long. The record is from RefSeq and is a predicted model, not a curated record. NCBI's taxonomy places the organism in Eukaryota, Viridiplantae, Streptophyta, Magnoliopsida, Brassicales, Caricaceae.